UACGCCUGUUCGCGAGACUACGAAUUUAGCGUCUGGUAUUGAUCGGAGCAAAAGCCAAAGAGGGGAAGGAACAGUCAACAAACUGCCGUAUUCUUGUUAUAUUCCAUGCCAUUUGUAAUUGUGGAUGUUGCUGACGGUUACUGAUAUUUCCCAAACUUUAAUAGCUGUCUACAGAUGGAACUUUACAUGAAAUAUUCAAAUAUUUUACAACGAUGUUGUUGGCAUUAUUUACUUCGGUCCCACGUGCGUUGUUUGGUGUAAUCUAUAGAUAGAUCUACUAGACGUUCGUGCAUUCCUGGUACGUAAAGUGCUCGACGCAAAAGAAACGCUGACUUUACUCGUGGUAAACUUAUGCCUAAAGCAUUUGGGUGUGGAUAGAAGAGAGGGUACAGACCAGCUAGGCCUACAUGACUUGUAUGUACAGCAAACAUGCUGUGUGAUUAUAACACUAUCACUACAGACUGAGUCAUGCAGAUUCAACAUAAGAAACGGCUGUCAAACAUUCGGAGCAGUCGUCAUAAGAAUAAACCAGCACUUGAUAAAAACUGGGAAAGAAGCACAUUGCAGUUAAAAAUUGCUAAGAUAUUUAACCGUGUUGGAGUUGUAUUCAUUCUGUUGUUACUCUUUGUAUCAUCGACUACCGUUACUUUUUUUACCAUCCCUGAAGCAGUGGAAAAACUUGGUUUCAUUGCAUGGAAGCACCUGAUGUUUACCACAUUUGCCUUUGGAUCUACCUUUGCAAAUUUUCUACUAGCUGUAUUUACAAACACAUCAAUACCAAGCAAUUAUGAGUUGAGAGGAGGGACUAAGACUUCACUGCCAAUCCGUGCCCAUUAUUGUAGGUUGUGUAAAUCUGUAAUUCUUAAACACGAUCAUCACUGCUAUCUGCUUGGAAAGUGCAUUGGGUAUCAUAAUCAGAAGUAUUUCAUCUGGUUUUGCUGGUACUCAAUGGUAACAGCUUUCUACUCUCUGUUCCUGACGGCCUUGUACCUGAGUUUAGCCCAUUCCGUGGAGUUCCCUGGUGCCUGGACCUACUUUCUCCUCCUACCCAGGGCUGUGGUAGGCUGGUUUUCUGGCCAUACUGAUGCAAUGGAGCUUGCAUCGACUCUGUUACUCUACAUCCUAUUGGUUGGUGGCUUUGUAGCUGCUGGGUUCUUUGCAUGGCAGAUUUUCUUGGUAGUAACAGGGUUGACAACACACGAGGCCCUCUAUGGAGAGAAGUUUAGACUGAAACGCCAGGCAGGAAUGUGCGCUAAAUGGACUGAUGUCUUUGGAAAAUACUGGUUUAUUGGAAUGGUUGUACCAUUGCCAUUCCCUCAAUGUGGUAAUGGGUUGUAUGAAAAACUGGAGAAUUGAGAAUAUAUGUUUAUGCAUGUAAUAUUUUGAGCUUGGUUUGAUUUUGCUAACCUUUUUUUUGUCUGCUGGAGAAUUCCUCCUUCCUGAUAUGUUCAUUGGGAUUGAAACUGGGGAAAAAAAGACUUAAACAGCAAUGAAGGUUUGGUGAAAUUCCAUCAGAGGAUAAUAAAAUAAAACUGAAUGUUUGAAACUUGUACUUGUAGUACUAGUGUGAAUGAAAUUUUGCAGGGUUUAUCAGGGCUGAGAUUUUAAUUUCUGUGUUAACUUUGGUGGAUUACUUCUACUUUUCUUACAUAGUAUUCAGCGGAUAAUCUACACAUACUAUAAAGUACAUGUAUCUUUAAUCACUAUCCUGAGUUUUGGUUUUCAUAGAUGUUGGAUAUUUUCUUAGUUAAUAAAAGUGAAAACUGAAUGUUUGAUACAUCACUUCUAACGACACUGCAUUUUUCAAAAAAUUCAAUUCAAAACAUUUUAUUAAAAAAAUCCGUUUUAAAUAUAAAACAUGAUAUGCAAAAAUAUCCCUGCUAACCCAAAAGGUAUUCCAGUGGUCUGAAGGACCUUAGUCCCAGCCUUUUUACUGUCCAUCAUUUACAAACAAAAUAUAAUCAUAAUUUCAUAGACUUGUUGGAGCAGAUGCAUAAAAUCUGUAUUUGAAUGAAUGUAACCUCAUUUUAAUCUAUUCAUCAUUGGAAAGAAUUUUAGAAACAUUGAUUCUAAUGUGAAUUCAAUGUGAAUACAUUGCAGGCCUACAUUAUAUGAAUCUUCAUACCAUGUCAAAAAAUUUGCUUGUUUAUGCCCUUCAUAAGAUUUGAAUCAAAUUCUUGAAGUUCACUUUCUGGGCAGUGAUGUACAGAGUAGCAUUUGACUUAAUUGGUAGAAAAGUCACUUAAUCUUCACCUAUCAACAUACAUGUACAUUUUAGAUCUCAAGCCUUACAAGAAUUUGUACUGAAAUUUGAGUAUUUUUGUUUUUCACUAUUACAAAUAACAGAUCCACUCUUUGUACAAUUUACCCAAAGAUAGAAUCAUGCUUUAAAUAAAAAAAAAUCUUUAAUGUGUAACCUUUUCUGUGUGCAAUCCCGCAUCCAUAUUUAUGUGUGCUCUAGUUGCACAUGUAGCUUCUACCUCAUUUCUAUCAGUGUAAGGAAACAGAAAAAACACCUUAAUAAAGAGAUCAUACCUAUGUGUAAUUAAUGAAUUAUUGAUGUUUCUUGAAUGUGUAAUGUCAUCAGCAAUUUGCAGUUUUUAAGUUACAUUAAGUAACUACCAAAAUCAAAUUGCAUAUUGGUAAUUAUGGAGCUUUUACAAAUUGAGAGGAAAAAAAUCAAUUUGCACAAGAAUGUCUUCAUAAGUUUCAUAAAAAAAUGUUCUGAUGGAAUGACAGCCCCCCCCCCUCCAUUUUUGAAAGGGGUAAGAGAAAAAGAGACCAUUUUGCCAAAUUUAGUUAAUUAGAUGGCAUUCCUGAAAUUGCAGUUAUUUAUUGAAAUUUAUACUUGUACAUUACUAUGACCGUCUUGCACUCUUGGAUGUAUCAAUCCUACCUGUAUAUGCCUUGAAGUUCUGUGACCUACAUUUUUAGUAAAAAUGUAUUCAUCUCCCAAAUCAUGUUGAUUACAUGUAUUUUGGAUUAUUUUGACUACAACUAAAUUAUUUUUCAAUCGGGUCUGCAACAAGAAACUAUACAUGUUGGUAUUUGUGUGACAUGUAUAUAGUAAAAGUUGCAAAAUUUAAUCAAAGUUCAAGCUACAUGUAUAGUCUUUUAGAUUCAAAGCUCUACUUGGAAUAACAUCACAUGCUACAUGUAUGUAUUUUUUUUCUUUGAUACUCUAGGUUCAUUCAUUUUGUAGCUUCUGUUCAUGAUAUCAGAAUGACUACUGUGGCCAAAAGAAAGAAACAUUGAAUUUGCAGGUAGAAAAUUGAAAAAUUAAGCAAAACAAUAUUGUAAAUAAUAUUGGUAAUAAUGUAUAUCUGUCUGGAUAUUAAGUAAAUUUACAAAUUUUAAAUGAAAGUACAUUUCUGUAUAUGUAUGUUUGAUAUGUAUAUAUUUGAAGAAAACAUGUUCGUGUACUGGCAACUGAAAUAAAGACACUUGUUAAACAUUCAA
This is a messenger RNA of Lytechinus variegatus (green sea urchin), 3459 nucleotides long. Its product is annotated as palmitoyltransferase ZDHHC22-like. The record is from RefSeq and is a predicted model, not a curated record. The transcript has a single exon. Bases 469 to 1356 code for a protein of 295 amino acids. NCBI's taxonomy places the organism in Eukaryota, Metazoa, Echinodermata, Echinoidea, Temnopleuroida, Toxopneustidae. Gene Ontology annotation, molecular function: palmitoyltransferase activity.